Molecule: messenger RNA, 1181 nt
Organism: Dioscorea cayenensis subsp. rotundata (Guinea yam)
Lineage: Eukaryota; Viridiplantae; Streptophyta; Magnoliopsida; Dioscoreales; Dioscoreaceae
Product: caffeoylshikimate esterase-like
Exons: 7
Coding region: 108-1049 (313 amino acids)
Cellular component (GO): membrane
Molecular function (GO): lipase activity
Source: RefSeq, a predicted model, not a curated record
CACUCACCAUCAAACAAACAUAUCUAUCAAACCUUCAACCUCAAAUCACUCUUUCUCAUCAUCAUCAUCCUCUUCUUCUUUCUCUCUUAAUUUUUUGAUCAACAGAUAUGUCAUCUUCUUCUACUGUUAGAUUUGAAGAGGGAUUUGUAGUGAAUUCUCAUGGAUUGAAGCUCUACACAUGCAGAUGGGUUGCAGAAAACCAUAAUUCUAAAGCUUUAGUCUUUAUUUGCCAUGGGUAUGCAAUGGAGUGUAGCAUUUCAAUGGAAGGGACAGGAAUGCAACUUGCAAAAGCUGGUUAUGAUGUUCAUGGUAUUGAUUAUGAAGGUCAUGGAAAAUCAUCUGGUUUACAAGGUUAUAUUUCGAGCUUCGAUGAUCUUGUCACUGAUUGUUCCGAUUAUUUCAUUAGUGUUUGCGAGAAAAAAGAAAAUAAAAUGAAAAAACGGUAUUUACUCGGAGAAUCAAUGGGAGGAGCUGUUGCAAUAAAAAUUCAUAGAAAAAAUCAAGCUUAUUGGGAUGGUGCUAUUUUAGUUGCUCCAAUGUGCAAGAUUGCAGAAGAAAUGAGACCACAUCCAAUAGUGAUUAAUGUAUUGCAAAAGCUUUGCAAAAUCAUCCCAACUUGGAGAAUAAUUCCAACUCAAGACAUCAUAGACAGUGCAAUUAAGAAUCCAGAAUGGAGAGAUGUGGUUAGGAACAAUCCUUAUUGCUACAAAGGAAAGCCUCGCUUGAGAACUGGUCAUGAACUUCUUAUGGUCAGUUUAGACAUUGAAGAAAACUUAGAUAAGGUUUCAUUACCGUUUAUGAUUGUUCAUGGUGGAGCUGAUACAGUAACAGACUCUGCAGUGAGUCAAGCAUUAUAUGAUAAGGCAACAAGUAAAGACAAGACCUUCAAGUUAUACCCUGGAAUGUGGCAUGCAUUGACUUCCGGUGAACCUCAAGAGAACAUUGAUCUUGUAUUUUUUGACAUUGUUGCAUGGCUAAAUGAGAGAUCAAUGUCUACAGUGAACUUAGAGAGUGAAAUGAAAAUCAUACAUGAUGUGAAAAAAAUAUAAAAUUAAAAUAUUAUAAGGUUGGUUGAAUUCAAAUAAAUAAUAAAACCAAGCUGAUAUAUAUAUAAAAAAAAGCAUUAAAUAUAUUUAUACUUAUAUUUAAUGGAGCAGUUAGUGUUUUGUAAUGUAGUGAUG